Messenger RNA from Phaeodactylum tricornutum CCAP 1055/1, 516 nucleotides. RefSeq lists its product with no specific name. Gene Ontology annotation, biological process: protein catabolic process. Lineage: Eukaryota; Bacillariophyta; Bacillariophyceae; Surirellales; Neidiaceae. Gene Ontology annotation, cellular component: cytoplasm. The record is from RefSeq and is a predicted model, not a curated record. Gene Ontology annotation, molecular function: leucyl-tRNA--protein transferase activity. The transcript has 2 exons. The annotation marks the transcript as partial.
AUGGUCGAAGGAUUUUUACCAAUCGCCACGGAAGGAGUCCUUUUGCCCAAAUUACACGAGCACCGUUGUGUUGUCACGUUGCCUGAUCGGUUACACGUUUCCAAGUCCACUCGGAAGAAGGCCAAAGGCUUUACCAUUUCAUUCAAUCAAGCGUUCGAGGAGGUCGUGGAAGGAUGUCGAGCACAACACGGGCCGCAGUGUUGGUUGUAUCCAUCUUUACACCAGCACGCUUCGCCCCUGGAGAGCACGGGAAAGACGUGUACAAUUCAUUUGUACUCGGUCGAAAUUUGGAACAACGAUCGCCAAUUGGUUGGCGGGGAAUUGGGAUACACGGUAGGUAGUGUCUAUACUUCGCUCACCGGGUUUUCCGCGCAAGAUUCUGCGGGUUCUGUCCAGUUGGCGGCUCUCGGACAUUUGCUAUGCCAGCUCGGAUUCACACUUUGGGAUUUAGGUAUGGAGAUGGAGUACAAACGAAAUCUGGGCUCGCAGCUCGUGCCUCGGGCCGUCUUUGUGGAU